AUGCCCGCAACCAUAUCCUCUGCCGCCACCUCCGGAGCUGUAACCUCCGUUACCACCACUGCCGCUUCCACAAGACUAGGCCUUGUUGACGGUGAUGUUACGGCCGUUGAGGUUCUGGUCGUUCAUGCCUUCGAUCGCGUCCCUAAUGGCCUUCUCAUUGUUGAAGGUGACGAAGUCGAAGCCCCUGGACCUCCCGGUCGUUGA
This is a messenger RNA of Prunus armeniaca (apricot), 204 nucleotides long. NCBI's taxonomy places the organism in Eukaryota, Viridiplantae, Streptophyta, Magnoliopsida, Rosales, Rosaceae. The record is from the annotation of a GenBank genome assembly.